Molecule: messenger RNA, 900 nt
Organism: Plasmodium berghei ANKA
Lineage: Eukaryota; Apicomplexa; Aconoidasida; Haemosporida; Plasmodiidae
Product: BIR protein
Exons: 3
Coding region: 1-900 (299 amino acids)
Source: RefSeq, a predicted model, not a curated record
AUGGAUGCAAAUAUAUGCAGUAACUUCCUUUUAGUAAGGAACUGGUUUCCCGAUAAUUUGAUUGAUGGACAGUAUAAAAUUGUAGAUGAUCAACAUUUGAAAAAAUAUUGUUCUGGUAAUAGUUGUGAUAGUGAUCUCGAAAAAAUUAAUGCUGGAUGUUUAUAUUUGUUUAAUGAAUUCUUUGGGAGUUCUGAGUAUUUUGAGUCUGUUGCAAAAAGUAACACACAUAUUGUUGAAUACAUUAUGAUAUGGCUAAGCUAUAUGUUAAACCUAAAGGAAAAUAAUGAUAACCAGAUCAGUGCUCUACAACAUUUUUAUACUACAUAUAUAAAUAAACAAGAAAGGUAUACUAAUACUAUAACUGAUGUUACAGAAUAUAAUAGUUAUAAGGAUCUUAUAGAUAAAACAAAUAUGGUGAAUAUGGAUAUUAAAGAUAUAUCUAAAUUUUAUUCUGCGUUUAAAUUAUUAUGUGAAAUGUAUACUGGAUUUGAUACAAACACCUCAAAUUGCACGUGCUCGGAAAAAGCUAAUAAAUUUGUUGAAGAAUAUAAAGAACUUAAUAAUAAUAAUAAUAAAGGUAGUUCCUAUAAUAAAAUAUUGUCUACAUUAUCAACUGAGUAUAAUAAAUUAAAAAAUGAAUGUAAAGAUGCUCAAGGUAGCAAUUUUCCACCCCUUUCAGAGAUAAAUACAUCAAAAAUUUCUGUAAAAAGUUUUGAAGAAACUUCUGCACAAACAUCUGUAGCUACAUCAUCAAAUUCGUCGAUAGGAAACAAAUUAUUUACAGUUUUAUCGAUAUUUGGUGCAAUAGCAUUUUUUUUAGGAAUUUCUUAUAAGUAUUCGUUAUUUGGAUUUCGGAAACGACCCCCAAAACAACAUUUAAGAGGAAAGUUAAAAAAGUAA